AUGCACGAACUUAAUAUUAAUAGCAAACGGAGCGAAUCCGAGCCAGUUUUAGAAUCCCUGGAGGACUACCAAAUUCUUGAACCAUUCGACCAAAGAGAAGAAGGUUUCGAGUUCGUGGAAGGCCAGUUUGACCUUGCCUUCCCCGUACCUGUCAAUGAAUCGUCCGCUUUUUCAAAGCAAGAACCCUAUGGAGGCGGUGGCUCUAGUAAGGAUGAAGGUUUUAUAUUAUUGCCACCGAGGGGAUCCCAUUCCGUUGAACACAUCCCAACAACGAUUGUAGAGUACGCUUCCCCGGGGCAGCUAUCCGUUUCCCCGCGCUCCUCUUCCCCUAAUCCCCCAUUAGGUCAAAUUCCGGCCAUUGGGUAUCAAGAUUUAGGGGAACCCCUUUACUAUCGCUGCCCUAAGCGAAGUCCAGGACGAGGCCAAGGAGAAUACACGCAAGGGCGCUGGGAUCCACCAUCCCGUUCUAGGCAGCUAAGUCUAGGGGACCAGAUGUACUAUCGCCGUCCCAAUAGAAGUCCAGCACAAGUCCGAGGAGAAUCUCUACAACUAGUGCCACCACUCACGAGCGGAGGUCAUGAGAUGGACCAUGGGUUACCUAGAUUGGAACUUUCCGCGGGAACCUUUUUUCCGUUUAGUUUCAUACCAGGUUUUCGGCAACCUCCCGGAUCUAGCGCGCCAAUACUUGCUAUGUCUCUCUUUGGGCCACCUUCUCUUGCACUACGCGAUAAUCGGGGACCAGUUAACCUUUAUUCCGGCCGUGGAUUCAUUAUUCCACAUCCACUAGAUCCUAGCUUUCCUCAGUUCAUCCUGAGGGAGAGCUAG
This is a messenger RNA of Eremomyces bilateralis CBS 781.70, 825 nucleotides long. RefSeq lists its product as uncharacterized. The record is from RefSeq and is a predicted model, not a curated record. NCBI's taxonomy places the organism in Eukaryota, Fungi, Ascomycota, Dothideomycetes, Eremomycetales, Eremomycetaceae. Bases 1 to 825 code for a protein of 274 amino acids. The transcript has a single exon.